Messenger RNA from Leptopilina heterotoma, 807 nucleotides. RefSeq names its product piggyBac transposable element-derived protein 4-like. The transcript has a single exon. The coding region runs from base 1 to 807 and encodes 268 amino acids. Lineage: Eukaryota; Metazoa; Arthropoda; Insecta; Hymenoptera; Figitidae. The record is from RefSeq and is a predicted model, not a curated record.
AUGAUUGAAAAAAUAGUUAAUUUCACAAAUAUUCAACUUGAUAAGCUUCGAAGAAAUUAUAAAAACGCAAAAGAUGUUCGUCCGACUUCUGAAAUUGAAAUUAGAGCCGUUCUUGGUUUGUUGUAUAUGAUUGGUGUAAAAAAAGGCAAUCAUGUGAAUUUAAAAGAAUUUUGGGCUUCAGACGGAACAGCACCGGAUUUUUUUCGAGCUUCAAUGAAUCUUCAGCGGUUUUAUGUUUUGAUUAAUGCAUUGCGUUUUGACAAUAUUCAUACUCGAGAUGAAAGAACGAAAUUGGAUAAAUUAGCGGCAAUACGAGAGAUCUUUGAUAUGUUUAACGAUAAAUGUAAAGAAUGCUAUACACCUGGUCAAUAUUUAACAAUUGAUGAAAUGCUGGAAAGUUUUCGAGGGAGGUGCAGUUUCCGUCAAUAUAUGCCAAAGAUACCAGCAAAAUAUGGUCUAAAAAUGUGGGCUUUGGUGGAUUCUCGUUUAUUUUACACCUCCAAUAUUGAAAUUUACGGAGGAAAACAACCGAAUGGACCUUUUAAUAUUUCUAAUUCCGUAGAUCAAGUUGUUAAACGUAUUUCCGCUCCAAUUUUAGGCACAGGUAGAAACAUUACGAUGGAUAACUAUUUUGCAUCUAUACCAUUGGCUGUUGAUUUAUUAGAUCACCACAGAACAACUGUUGUAACAACUUUGCGCAAGAAUAAAAGAGAAAUACCUCCUCAAUUUCUUCAGACCAAAGGAAAGGCUGUGAACUCUAGUAUGUUUGGUUUUACUGAAAAAUGUACUUUAGUUUCAUAUGUUUAA